Messenger RNA from Talaromyces proteolyticus, 1593 nucleotides. RefSeq lists its product as uncharacterized. Lineage: Eukaryota; Fungi; Ascomycota; Eurotiomycetes; Eurotiales; Trichocomaceae. The transcript is spliced from 3 exons. The record is from RefSeq and is a predicted model, not a curated record. Bases 1 to 1593 code for a protein of 530 amino acids.
AUGGAUACUGACGACUAUACCGUCGUGCCCGUCCCCCUUUUGGACUCGACGUUGGCAAACACCGAGAUUGUUUUUCGAGUCAGCCUUAUCUUAGACGCACCACUAUCAUUCGAAAAACUGCAGGAAUCAUGGUAUCAAGCGCUUGAGGCAAGACCCAUCAUGCAGGCGCAUGUACGUCGCUCCCCGUCGGCACCGUCAGGCCUUGAGUAUCAUGUCUGGACUCCCAAAGGUAUGGAACAGUACCUGGAAAAGCAACGUAGAGCGCCUGAUCACCUCAAGGACUUCUUCUGUCUAGACCAGUCCCAUCGAUCCAUCUCCGACUACUUUCCUGGUGUUAGGAUUGGUUCUCGGGCACCCUGCCAGUCCGAGGGCAUCUUCGUCAGCGACAGUGCGGAUCCACAAGAUCAGAACCACUGCACAGCUUUCAAUGGCGUGCAAAGUCUUGACGAGCUGCUCAACUCGGACCGCACGACAGCCACGGUCCAGGUGACCAGAUUCUCUGAUGCGACAAUUCUUAGCAUUUCCAUGAGCCACAUCGUUGGAGAUUUAUUCGUCAUCAAGGCCAUGUUCAAGGCGUGGGAAAGCGCUUUGCAUGGGAUAUCUCUUGCUCCCAUGGAAAAUCUGGGACGGGAUCCUUUCAGUGCCUAUGGACCAGGUGGUCAGCUUUCCGGCAGCAACGCUCAUCUGUUGCCUCCUGGCUGGCGGGUGUAUGGUCUCCUAGACAAAGCUCGACUCCUGUCGCGUUUCCUAUGGGACAGUUAUGUUUCACGGCCCGAGAGAAGCAUUUCUCCGAGAUACAUUUUCAUUCCGGAAAGCGAGGUGCAAGACUUAGAAAAGCAGGCAAAACGUGACCUCCUCGAGCUAGAAGAGCGACGUCAGCAGCAGCGCAUCGAGGGUCAAGGCUCACUCGUUGUCAGCCGAUCCAACGUCUUGCAUGCUUGGCUCCUCAAACACAACCACGCUCACCUUGAUCCAGGGCAAUGGAGCACGACCAUCACCAUCGUCAACGCGCGCGCUAGGCCGCCUGUUGGCAUGAAGAUAGGUUCGGAUGAUUUCCCCAGCCAUAACUGGUAUGGUGCUGCCAUGGCGGUUGCUUUACCCAGUCUCAAAGUAGGUGAUCUCAUGUCCAUGUCUUUGGGGGAAUUGGCAAUGCACAUUCGCAAAGGGAUCGAAGCCGGCUCGUCGGCAGAAAACGCCCGACGGUGGCUCACUUUUACCUUACACCAUCAACUGUGGAAGAAGCCUUCGGGGAAAUUCGUCUUCUGGAGUCCACCCGAUCACCACUGGUCCGGACUGAGCGAUUGGCGACUCAUCCCGUUAGCCGACGUGGACAUGACUCCCGCUCGGCUCGACCAGGUCCCUCAACGUGUCGCCAUCUGUAGCCUCAACGCUCACAUGGUCAGGGCGGGCACACAACGAAAUCGAUGGGUCUGUUUGGGACAGGCUGGUGGUGGUAUCUGGCUUGCUGGGACUGUGAGUGAGGCCGAGUGGCAGAAUCCUCGAGGGUUUGGAAAAUAUCCCCAUAUCCUUCGUCGGACAACUAAGUUGUCGAGUGAGGUUACAGAAGAGAGAUCUGAGGGUGCAAACUCUUGA